AUGAAGUUUGAUGAAAUGAAAUAUACUCUCCAGAUGGUUUAUUAUCUUCUGAACGUGUACAUUGACAUCAAAACGAAACAGUUUGCCACGAACACCCAGAAGAUCCAUCACGCCAUCUACCUUCCCUGCGUUCUGGGUCAUCUCGUGUGUCUGGCUCAGAAAGUGUUGCUCAUUGUGGAUUCGCCAGCAGGUAAACAGACAUCACAACCGUCUGCCAGACAACCAAUUUCCCACAGUCAUGCAUUUCAGGUGACGACAUGAACAACAGCUUCUUCUACUCGAUCUCGUUGCUUCGGGCGGUAUUCUGUUUCCCCGGCUUCUAUUGUCUUUCCGCGUUCGUCGCCGAAAGAUGGUUUGCCACGUAUUUCCUGAAUGACUAUGAGAAGGAGCAGAGGUCAUGGCUGGUUCUCAUCAUUCUUUGGGUCAUUUACGCCAUCGCGUUCAUUUCUGCUCUCGACUUUCAUCAUGGUGAGAUUUGACUCAAUCUCUCUAUCUCGCUACUUUUCAGUUUUUAUAGCUUCCAGUACGAUUCCACAUGCCAGCGUGUUUAUCGGUUUAAGUUGUCUUGCAUAUUUGGUAGGAUCUUUUUUCAAUUUCAUGUACUCUUUUCGUUUAUUUGCAGGGAAACUACGCCAAUUUCGUGCUCAACCGGAACUACUACUACCGGAGCAACCGGCAGGACGGCGGCGGUUAUUCGUUGGCUCAGAGGUUUCAGAUUUCGGAGAAUAUCCGAUUUUCGUUUGUAAGCGUCGGAGAACUAAUCUCAGAAAACUAGAGCAAAAGUGAUUUCAGUUUUUUAAUCGGCUCGCGCUGAGCAUUGCAUUCUUUCAAAUCAGCGGCCCCGUCUGUCUGCUUAUCGACAAUCUGGACAUUUCGAGGUCGUGGAAAAACUUGAACACUGUCGUUUAUGACACAAUUUGUUUAUUGUGAGUGUUUACCGAUUCGAUCAGACCGAUCACAUCCAUCCAUUCAGGUACGCCAUCGUGACGCCAUUCGUCAUCUACCACCACAAUCCCAAGUAUAAAUGCGAACUUUCUCGGAUUCUGACAAAGUUCCGGAAGUUUGACGCGCAACGGAAUCAGGUCAAACCGAUGCGUUCUGCCGAGGUGGAGGACAGUUUCAGUCUCUCGCUCAAUAUCCAUGAUACGUUCGGCAAAAAGAUGGUUUUCGACACGAAUCAACAGACGAAUACAUACUUCCGAGAGCUCGACAAGUCGUGGAAAUGA
This is a messenger RNA of Caenorhabditis sp. 36 PRJEB53466, 1226 nucleotides long. The record is from the annotation of a GenBank genome assembly. NCBI's taxonomy places the organism in Eukaryota, Metazoa, Nematoda, Chromadorea, Rhabditida, Rhabditidae.